AUCCUCGGGAACGAUCUCAGCGCCAUUCAGCCAGCUUGGGUACUGCCGAAUGUCAGAUUCGAGAUCGAUGACGUUGAAAGCGAGUGGCUUGGAAAUAAGUAUGACUUCAUUUUCAGCCGUUACAUGUGCGGGUCCAUCGCGGACUGGCCAAAGUACGUGAAGCGCGUCUAUGACAACUUGAACCCUGGCGGUUGGGCCGAGUUCCAAGACUGGAGUUUUAUGAUCUAUUCCGACGAUGGUACAAUCGAGGGCACCGAGCUCCUGCGGUGGGUCGACCUCUUCAUGGACGCCUGCAAAAUCUUUGGCCGAGAUGGGCAAAUCGGACCCAAGCUGGAAGGUAUUGUGCGUGAGAAUACCGGUUUUGUCAAUAUUCACCACCAACCAUUUAAGAUCCCUGCUGGCCCAUGGGCCAAGGACCCUCAUCUCAAAGACAUUGGGAUGCUGGAGUUGAUCCAGCUAUUGGACGGCCUUGAAGGCUUCUCUCUGCGCCUUCUUUGCGGAGCUCUUGGAUGGACGAAGGAGGAGGUCCUUGUCUUGCUGGCUGGUGUUCGGAAGGAUUUAAAAGAUCCCAAGAUUCAUGCCUGGCUGUACUAUAACGUGGUCUACGGCCAGAAGCCAGAGUAG
Molecule: messenger RNA, 624 nt
Organism: Colletotrichum lupini
Lineage: Eukaryota; Fungi; Ascomycota; Sordariomycetes; Glomerellales; Glomerellaceae
Exons: 4
Source: RefSeq, a predicted model, not a curated record